Messenger RNA from Orbicella faveolata, 3972 nucleotides. Its product is annotated as tyrosine-protein kinase STK-like. Gene Ontology annotation, molecular function: protein tyrosine kinase activity; protein binding; ATP binding. Gene Ontology annotation, biological process: protein phosphorylation. The record is from RefSeq and is a predicted model, not a curated record. NCBI's taxonomy places the organism in Eukaryota, Metazoa, Cnidaria, Anthozoa, Scleractinia, Merulinidae.
CAGCUCACUGAUCACCUUCGGUUUCCUCCCUUGGAUCAACAUUACUUGAAGAGUUAUUUCUGCAUUUCUACCUAGACUUAUACCUUUAGCUCUUAAAUUCACUAGUUUCCGAAACGGGGAAAAGUCAGUUUGCGUUUCGCAAUUUUUGGAGCAACCAUGGGUUGCUGCUGUGGAAAGACGAAGACGAAGAAGAAGUAUGAAACUAAGGGUGAGUCUGGCAGAAACUUGCCGCCAAACAACGGCCAAGCGAAUGAUACGGAAGCCCAGAAACGUGUCUCCGCUCCAGCAGAGAGUGUGAAUUUCCACCAGCCGUCUUCUAUUAUGUCCAGUCAUUCGAUGAUGCAGCCGUCCAAAGGCAUAACAGUGUUUGUCGCUCUGUAUGAUUACGAUGCGCGUACCAACGAGGACCUGAGCUUCAGGAAAGCCGAACGUCUUCAAGUAAUUGACAACACGGAUAGCGACUGGUGGCUGGCCAAGUCUCUAACCACUCACAAAGAAGGCUAUAUCCCAAGCAAUUAUGUGGCACCUGAACUAAGUGUGAACGCCCAGGACUGGUUCUUUGGCAAGAUAAAACGUGCAGAUGCUGAAAAGAAGCUUCUGGCCCCUGGAAGUCCAUCUGGCACUUAUCUUAUCCGUGACUCGGAGACCAUGCCUGGUAAUUAUUCAUUGUCCAUCAGAGAUGGAGAUAGUGUCAGACACUACCGUAUACGCAAGUUGGACAAUGGAGGCUAUUAUAUCACUACGCGGGCACCUUUUGCAAGCCUUUCAGAGCUAGUUGAGCACUACAGUGAGGAUGCAGAUGGCCUGUGUUGCAAACUGGCUUAUCCAUGCCGUGCAGAAAAGCCUGUCACUUCUGGCCUCUCUUAUAACACUAAAGAUGCUUGGGAAAUUUCUCGUGAGUCCCUGAGAUUGACCAAAAGACUGGGUGCAGGACAGUUUGGUGAAGUGUGGGCUGGAGUCUGGAAUGGAACGACACACGUUGCUGUUAAAACACUUAAGACAGGAACCAUGUCACCUCAGGCAUUUUUAGCAGAAGCGGCAAUAAUGAAGAAACUGAGACAUACAAAUCUUAUACAGCUUUAUGCAGUUUGCACAAACGAGGAACCGAUCUACAUUGUAACAGAGUUAAUGAAGCAUGGAAGCUUGUUAGAUUAUUUGAAAGGAGACGGCAAGAGUCUGAAAUUGCCAGAACUGAUUGACAUGGGGGCACAGGUGGCGGCUGGUAUGGCAUACUUAGAAAGGAUGAAUUACAUCCACCGUGAUUUAGCAGCAAGAAACAUCUUGGUCGGAGAUGAAAAUGUCUGCAAAGUUGCUGAUUUUGGUCUGGCAAGGUUGAUCGAAGAUGAUGAGUAUAACCCCCAUCAAGGAGCUAAGUUUCCCAUAAAAUGGACUGCUCCUGAAGCUGCACUGUACAACAAAUUCACCAUCAAAUCAGACGUGUGGUCGUUUGGAAUUUUGCUGGUCGAAUUGGUAACACAUGGUCGUGUUCCUUACCCAGGCAUGACAAAUGCCGAAGUGUUAGCCCAAGUGGAACGUGGCUACAGAAUGCCCAAGCCCAUGGAUACCCCUGAUGCACUCUACGGCAUUAUGUUGGAAUGCUGGAAGAAGAAUGAAUGGGAAAGACCAACAUUUGAUUACCUUCAAUCCCUGUUGGAAGACUACUUUGUUUCAACGGAGCCUAAUUAUAAGAAGCUGGAUCCAUAAUCUCUUGAAUGCAAGAUCAGUCUUCUACAGAAAAUGACAGACAGUAGAGAAGUACCUUCAGAACACUAUUUUUACAUUGUUGUACUUUUUAGCAAAGUAUUCAAAUUAUAACUCACAAUUUCUCAGUGCAUGUCACAAGGAAUAAGCAUUUUAGCUUAUAGGAAGAAAUUUUAUAAUAACAUUACCCAGAGUGUUAAUGACACUAGGCAAACUAAAGAAUAAUUUAUUAGAGUUGCUUCAUUCAUUAGAAGUGUACUAGCUUUUCUUUCAAUGAUAAACUGUUUUUGAUACAGUAAAAUUCAGCUUUGGCAGCAAGGCCUAGAGGACUUGAAUGAAGGAAAUUGAAUGAGUGUGUUUGUUCAUUUCCCUUGUUUAUACCUCUAGACCUCUCUAUCAAGUGGAAUUUUAAUAUAUCGCAAAAAGCCUACUGAGGCUCACAACUUACUCAUUUUUGCUAUUUAUUCAUUAAAUUACAAGUUAUGUUGAACCAACAACUGUUGAUAUGUUCACGGCCUUGUACAUCUACUGGCACAAAGAGCAGUGAUGAUGAUGAUGAUGAUGAUGAUGAUGAUUUCGUGAUAUGUUCAUCUGCACUACUGGGAUGAGGAUCUUGUCCAGUUCUUAUGGACUGGUUACAAGUUUGAACGCUCAAAUUUGGUUUGUCAUUCAUGAAUACAGCCUCCUUUUUUUCAUGCACUGCUGCUAUGGUGAUGAUUGAUUCCAUCUUAGUUCACAGGCUAGCUUAUGUGUAGUUUGUUGUACAUUUUAGCAAUUUAACUCCCUUAGUGAAAUCUCUGUUUUAAUAAACAGGCACAUGCCUGACUUUUAGUACAGCAUGGAAUACAUACAUGUACUUGUUAUGUAUCUUGGAUUUCAGUAUAGAUAGGUGUCACUUUCUGGGAGGCUGUCGUCAAAUAUUCUAAGGGACAAGAUACCUGGAGCAACCUUAACAUUUCACUGCCUAAGAGUCGAAAAAUUCCCAAAAUGAAUAGGGUCAUGAGAAAUUACUUUUCUGUGUCUUUUAUGGAGUAGUAAAACUUAACGAUCUCAACGGCAGCAUCAAAAUUUAGAAUCAUAGUGGAGGGAAGUGGUUACAGUGACGAAUUUAGCAAAAACUGCAUAAACAUGAUCCAAGAUAAGUAAGCUUUUAAAUGUUUAACUCAAAUUUAUGGCAAUUUAGUGGCAUUUGUGGAUUAUUAUUAAUUUUGGUGUGCUGUACUGGUAUUCUUUUCAUUAUCUUUAUCUUGGACUGUUGAUUAGUGGGGCAGUGUUGUUCUACUGCUGGAAAUCUCUGCAGCUUUUGCAAUAUCAUUAGAAAGAACCUAAACUGUUUAAUUGAAAGCUAGCAUUCACCCAAGUUGGAUGAAAUAUUACAAAGGCGACCACGUAGUUUAUUGAACUGUGAUACUAUGAAGUUAUUGACUGUAAAUACAUGUGCGACUACUGAGAUGAUUGCAAUGUAAUGUGUGUUUUCUCCCAGUAGCUGAGUUAAAAUGCAGCCAGUUUUAUUUACCUACCCACCUUGUUUCAUGGAUUUUGUGUAGUUAGUGGUAGCUGCAGCAGCAAGAGUGACAUUUUUGUAGAAUUAGGCAUAAAAAUCCAUACUUUAACACCUUGAGUGCUAAUAACUCCUUAAGUCCUUUCCUAAAUAAACCGAUUUAUUGAAUGUUCAUUUGUAUACAUUGUAAAUAAUGUCAUAAAAGUUUUUUUUUUUCCAUUUAUUUCCAUAUGAGGAAUAAUACCUUGUACACCAAUCAUUGCUAUUUUGUUUAAUUGUGUUAUUUACAGUAGGAAAAUAUAUAUUUUUUCUUUUUUAAUUAACUUCAUCAAGUUUUUGUCAUAGUGAUUUUCUUUUCAAUGGCUAAAACAGUCCAUGUACAGUACAGUAUGUUAUAAAAUCUAUUCUUGAUUUUCUGCCAUAUUCUCAGAACUAAAAUCCAAUGAAAGUGUACAAUGUAGAAGUUAAGUAAGGAUAACUGAUGUUUUGAAUAUAUGACAGAAAUGACUCUGUAUAUAUUGUUACUCAGUGGCAUAGAGGUCUAGUUUUAAGGUAGCUCCCUAUAGUUCUAUGAUUGCAUGCGCGCAUGAAACAAAUCUGCGUGUGCUUGAAGGAAAACGUAAGUUUUUUUUUAUUAUUUUUAUGACCUCAACAUGAGCACAAAAAGCAAAACUGACUGUGAAUUUUCUAACGUUUUCUUCAGUGAAUUUUUUUAAAAUUUGGCUCGGUUGUAACCACACACACUUCCUAUAAAACACCCUGUUUUUGUU